UUCACAAAAAUAACAAAUCCCAGUAAAACAUUAGCCAGACAGUUUCCAAUGAGAUCUUUAAAAGAAAAUUUUAAAAGUAGUUGUUCUGUAGGUUAGAACGGAACUCCAGUGAAUAUGGACAAUUCUUUAGUAGAUUCCCUUCCAGAUGAAGUACUGGAAUUUAUUUUAUCUCUUAUUCCACCUUACAAAGAUUUACAUGAUUGUAUGCAGGUAUCAAAGAGGUGGAGAAGAUGUGUCUUGAAUGUUGUACGAACAAGACAAAGAAACUUAUACAGAGCAAUAAAUGACUUUGAUGUAAGAUGGGAAAGAAUUACUCCAGCCGAUAUGGCUCCUACAAUAACAAAGCGUUACUCACACACAGCCGUAGUACAUGAAAAUUCAAUGUUUGUGUUUGGAGGAUGUACUUGUGCCAUGACUACAUUUAAUGAUUUAUGGAGAUUAGAUUUAUCAAAACGACAGUGGAUUCGACCUUUGGCAAUGGGAACAUAUCCAUCUCCUAAAGCAUGCAGUUCUUUAAUUAGACACAAAGACUCAUUAGUAUUAUUUGGAGGAUGGGCAUAUCCUCCAUCAUAUCCUUUAUAUCAGAGUUGGCAUUUAUUUAAUGAACUCCACGUUUACGAUAUAGUUGCAAAUAGAUGGACUUGUAUAAGUACAGUAAAUACGCCUCCACCAGUUGCAGGACAUUCAGUUUCUAUUGUAGGAGAAUGGAUGAUUAUUUUUGGAGGCUUACAAAAACCAAAUACUGCAGUACACUGUGAAAAAUCAAAUGAUAUUUGGAAGUUAAACUUGGAAACCUGGACGUGGUUUAAGCAGGAAGUUGAAAGUGGACCAAAACCAAAUGGAAGAUUUGGUCAAACGCAAGUAGUUUUAGAUAAAGAAAAUUUAUUAAUUCUGGGUGGGUCUGGCGGCCCAAUCUUUCAUUACUGUGAUGCAUGGAUAUUAAAUAUGUCAGGGGAUUUGUGGAAAUGGAAGAAAAUUGAAAUUACCGGGAAAUCAAAUGAACCUACCAAUAUAUGGAGUAAUCCAGGUUGCAAGAUAGGUGAUAAAAUUGUAGUACUUAACAGAAUACGGCAGCCAGAGAAUAAUUCCAUAGCGUAUUAUCCAAAAACUACGUGGUGUGUAAAUAAUAGAAAUUUACCAGAUGAUGGACGGUUAGCAAGAAUUGAUUUAGCUGCUAGACAACCAGAUAAGGAUGAUAAUGUAAAUGGUAAAAGGGGCACCUUACGGAAUCAUAAACGAGAAGCAGAUGAUGAAGACGAUAUAUUGCUACCUGGAAACUCUAGCUCCAACAGUAAUAAUUUUGCCACUAGAGAAAAUGUUAAGAUUCAUGGAAUGCCAAGCUCUUCUGGACUAAAUAUGGCAGCUUUCAAUGGUCCAGAUAAUCGGAAAGUUCAAGUUGCUGAAACUAUGAGAGAAAAGAGAUUGGCUAAUCUCUUAAAAGUAGAAGAAAAUUUAACAAAAGGAGCUUAUAAAAGAGAGAAGAAGACUCAUUACUUAGGUGUAUAUGUUUUAGAUAUUUCUCAAGUUUUGAACGAAAAUCCUGUAGCAAUUUGGUUACCUCCGAAAAAUAUAAAAAAUGGACCUGAAGAAACAAUACUUUAUACUUUAGUAGAAGGUAAAUCCGAAUUAAUUAUGUUUGGGGGCAUUCAGAAAGAUGCCAACUCGUUAGGAUUUUCAAUGACUUUGAGUAGCCAAAUUUCAAAUUCUUUGCAUUUCAUAACUGCCCCUAGUUAUAUAAUAUAAAAUGAUGCAUUUAAAUUAAAUAAUUUUUUACUAAGCCAAUACGACUUAAAUAAUUUAAUUAUAGCCAUUGUUCAUUUAUCCUAGAAUUAAUUAAUUAAUUUGUCUUUGAAUAUACUUUCUGUCAUUGUUUAACACUUUGUCAACAGUUAACUGUUACUCCUUCUACUGUUGCCUUUAAUUAUUUUUUUUUCAAGAAAAUUUUCUAAGAUGCAUUUGUAAAUAAAUAAUUUCAAUUUAUAAGGUUUAAAAUCAAAAUAUAUAAAUUCCCUGAUAACAUAUUUCAUGAGCUACAUUUUAACCGUUUAACGUGGUGAAUUUUUCAGCAAAAAUAAGACAAAAAAUAUAAAAACCUUUAAAUACCUAUAUGGGGCAUUCUUUGUCAAAACGGCCACUCCAUCUGUAAAAAUUGAAGUAACCUAAAAAUUCUCUUCGCCUCAUUUGGUAGCUAUACGUGUCUAGUUUUUAUUAAGUUGCGGCCUUUUAAAAAAAAUCGAGAUGGCGAACCCUUAUGGGCCGCAACACUUCGAGAAAGUCACUAUGAAUAUGAAGUUAUCGUGGUUAAAAGUCACAGAGGUGGUAAAAAAAUUACGAACAGAGAUAAUUCGUAUGUAUUUUGACGCACUAAAUACGAAUCUAACAUUUUUUACACAUAUUACAAGUGCCUAACCUCAAAAAAAACUUCCAUUCUUUUUCGAUAGAGUCGUGUGUGCGUUGGGAUUUGGCUGUCGAUUUUUUUCUCGAAAGUGGGUAGGAAAAAAUGUGAUCCUCAAAAUUUUAGCUCAAUAUGACUAAAUCCGACCACAAUGGAAUAAGCUCUGUUCACAAUUUUUUUUUAAUUUGUGACAACCAGGAUAACUUCAUUCAUCAUGGUGACUUUCUCGAAGUUUUUUGGACCUACAGGUCCACCAUCUUAAUUUUUUUUUUAAAAGGGCAGGGCUCAAUCAAAUGAGCCUGAAAAGAAUUUUUGAACAGAUAGGAUGGCCGUUUUGACAAAGAAUGCCCCAUAUAUAUUUAAUGUUUUUGACGCCUGCAAAAUAAAUAGGAAAAACAUUUUGUAUAUAAAAAAAAUAUAUUUUAUUAUAUCCGCUUACCUAAGUUAACCUGUGCAUCAGUAUAAACAAAUUUAUCAUAUUAGUCGUAGUAUACACACAAUUGUCUGUUAAGAGAAAAAUCAAAAAUAUUUCCAGAAUAUGAACAUCUGAGAAACUUACCAGACUUGUAUCAGAGCCACUAAAAUACAUAUAUUAGGUCCCAACUCCACUGUAUUGCUAAUUGCUAUCUAUCUUCCAAAUUAUACAAAGCAACGCUUUAGUAUGAAAACAUGCUAUCUCAGAUUUCGGUUGGAAAACAUGCUAUCUCAAAUUUCGG
This is a messenger RNA of Anoplophora glabripennis (Asian longhorned beetle), 3111 nucleotides long. It is a transcript of the gene Fbxo42, whose product is annotated as F-box only protein 42. Gene Ontology annotation, molecular function: protein binding. The record is from RefSeq and is a predicted model, not a curated record. Lineage: Eukaryota; Metazoa; Arthropoda; Insecta; Coleoptera; Cerambycidae. The transcript has 6 exons. Bases 115 to 1743 code for a protein of 542 amino acids.